Molecule: messenger RNA, 560 nt
Organism: Mauremys reevesii (Reeves's turtle)
Lineage: Eukaryota; Metazoa; Chordata; Testudines; Geoemydidae
Product: zinc finger protein 251-like
Exons: 3
Coding region: 35-319 (94 amino acids)
Biological process (GO): regulation of DNA-templated transcription
Source: RefSeq, a predicted model, not a curated record
GCAGGCGCUGAGUGGGGGACUCCUGUUGUUUCAGAUGCCGGUGACCUUCGAGGAGGUGGCUGUGUAUUUCACCCAGGGGCAGGGGGCUCUGCUGGACCCCGCUCAGAGAGCCCUCUACAGGGACGUCAUGCAGGAGAACUACGAGAUUGUGACCUCGCUGGGAUUUCCCCUUGCCAAACCUGAGCUUAUCGCCCGCCUGGAGCAAGGGGAAGAGCCGUGGGUGCCCGAUCUCCAGGCCUGCGAGGAAAGAAGGCUUCCGAGUUGCCCCCAUACAGGCAAUCCACACAGGAGAGAGACCCCACAAGUGCAUGGACUGUGAGAAAAGUUUCAUAAGAAGGUCAACCCUUGUUCGACAUCAGGCAAUCCACACAGGAGAGAGACCCCAUAAGUGCUUGGACUGUGGGAAAAGUUUCACACGAAGGUCAGAAUUUGUUUAUCAUCAGGCAAUCCACACAGGAGUGGGACUCCAUAUGUGCUUGGACUGUGGGAAAAGUUUCAUACGGAGGUCACAGCUUGUUCAACAUCAGGCACUCCACACAGGAGAGAGACCCCACAAGUGC